UACAACGCAUACACACAAAGAGCAUUUUAGCAAGCAUUUCUCUUUCUAGAGCAGUUAGCAUCUUGGCUUUUAUAUUUCUCUUACCUGUUUUCUGUUAAAUAACCCUAAAUUCCAAAUCAAUCCUUACUUUGCUGCCAAGUGUCACCAACCCAUUUCCUAGAAGGCUCCCUCCCUAAACAAACCUAAUCGAUCUUUACUCACUAAUCCUAAUCCUUCUUAGUUAGUAUUCAUGCCAAGAACCACACAAAAAUAUCCUCUGUUUCAUGCCAUUUUUCAGACACAUAAAAAACAUCUUUUCAAUCCCUUUUUCUGCAUACCCAAUUCUGUACAAUGCUCAAAAUCCUUAACAAACGGCUCCGCCGGUUCUGUUCCCGUCUCCGGUGGCCGAUUCGCCGGAAGUCCAAGUCCAAAAUUAUUAUAAGAAAAUUCGGGAAAUCAAAUCCCAAGCCUCAAAAUGACACCAAAAAUGAAUCUAUCACAAAUGGGUCUGCUACUGUGCAUCCAAACGGUCAAUUAGAUAGUUUGAAAACAGAGCAGCCUAUAAAGAUAGCAACUUUCAAUGCUGCUCUGUUUUCGAUGGCACCUGCAGUGCCUAAAUUACCGAAUUCUUCAAGUUUUGACUUUGACAAUGAAGAUUCCCAAAAGGGUGCCAGAUCAACAGAUUUUAGUUUCCGCACCAAAUCUGCAAAUGAUCGGCCGAAGAGUAUACUAAAGCCGUCUCCCCUGCAUCCAAAUUCCAUGAAUAGUAAUGAAAUUCUACCAAAGCAGCAAAAAUAUGCCAAAUCAAAAUUAAGGGUAUCGAUUAAUUUGCCAGAUAACGAGAUUUCAUUGUUGAGAAAUAGGCAAUUGGGGUUCGCAGAAGAAAAGGAAAAGGAGACAACUUCAGCAAGUAACUUAACUAGAAUUUUGAGAGGCAAAGCUCCUAUGAGGUCACAAAGUGCAAGAAGUAUAGGAAAUGAAGUAGAGAGUUAUAGAAGUACAAGAACAGUGCUUGAAGUCUUAAAAGAGUUGGAUGCUGAUAUAUUGGCUUUGCAAGAUGUGAAAGCAGAGGAGGAGAAAGCUAUGAAGCCUCUUUCGGAUUUAGCCUCUGCUUUAGGAAUGAAUUAUGUCUUUGCUGAAAGUUGGGCACCUGAGUAUGGAAAUGCUAUCUUGUCCAAAUGGCCAAUUAAGAAAUGGAGAGUGCAAAAGAUCUUUGACGAUACUGAUUUCAGGAAUGUUCUUAAGGCCACAAUUGAUGUGCCUGAGAAAGGAGAAUUGAAUUUCUAUUGCACCCAUCUUGAUCACCUUGAUGAAAAUUGGAGAAUGAAGCAAAUAAAUGCCAUAAUACAAUCUAAUGAUGGUCCUCAUAUUUUAGCUGGAGGUCUUAAUUCCCUUGAUGAAACUGAUUACUCUGCAGAGAGGUGGACUGAUAUUGUCAAGUACUAUGAGGAGAUGGGAAAGCCAACUCCAAAAGUAGAAGUGAUGAGAUUUUUGAAGAGUAAACAUUACAGUGAUGCUAAGGAAUUUGCAGGAGAAUGUGAAUCAGUGGUCAUGAUAGCUAAAGGCCAAAAUGUGCAAGGAACAUGCAAGUAUGGGACUAGGGUGGAUUACAUAUUGGCUUCAUCAAAUUCACCAUACAAGUUUGUUCCAGGCUCAUAUUCAGUGUUUUCUUCAAAAGGAACUUCUGAUCAUCACAUUGUCAAAGUUGAUAUGAUAAAAAUGAACGGUGGUGAUCAAGAAAAUGUCCUUACUAGAAAGAAACACCAACCUAAACAAAAAAUUAUAAAGAUAUCAAACUCUUCUCCAAUUAAAGGUAUAUGGAAAGCACACAGCCAUGAGAGGGUGUAGAUUUUUGAGUUUUUGACCCUUCUUUUAUGUUUUAAUGGCAAAUAAGUUUUAGUGUUUUAGGGUUUGGUUUGGUUUUUUUCAUGGGAUGGAUGGGAGAGAGGAAGCAGAUGAUUUUGGACCUGCUUUCUGAUAUAUAAAGGUAUAAGGCUAACUAGUUAAUUUUAAGGUUUUAGUAAUGUCGAUCGGUCUAAUCUCAAAAUUUCUUUUUACAGAUUCUAGCUUUCGAGUUUCAGCACUAAUAUAUCAAAACGGGGGUUAAGAGAUAAUUUAUUAAUUAUUUUAUUUCCUGAGUUGGUAUCAUAAUUGUACAGUGCUGAAUCUGCUAGUACUUAGUUGUACUCCAUAGGCAUAAUGGUAUUUUAAUGUCAUGCUUGAUUCUUUCCAGGCUGGGGUUAAGAAAUUUAA
This is a messenger RNA of Jatropha curcas, 2232 nucleotides long. RefSeq names its product DNAse I-like superfamily protein. Gene Ontology annotation, biological process: GPI anchor biosynthetic process. Gene Ontology annotation, cellular component: endoplasmic reticulum. Gene Ontology annotation, molecular function: catalytic activity. The record is from RefSeq and is a predicted model, not a curated record. NCBI's taxonomy places the organism in Eukaryota, Viridiplantae, Streptophyta, Magnoliopsida, Malpighiales, Euphorbiaceae.